Zasmidium cellare ATCC 36951 is the source of this 255-nucleotide messenger RNA. RefSeq lists its product as uncharacterized. The transcript has 2 exons. The record is from RefSeq and is a predicted model, not a curated record. NCBI's taxonomy places the organism in Eukaryota, Fungi, Ascomycota, Dothideomycetes, Mycosphaerellales, Mycosphaerellaceae. Gene Ontology annotation, cellular component: intracellular membrane-bounded organelle; membrane. Gene Ontology annotation, molecular function: heme binding. Bases 1 to 255 code for a protein of 84 amino acids.
AUGUCGAAGCAAAUCACCGCCAACGAAGUGAAAGAGCACAACACAGUCGAGAAGGGCCUUUAUAUCAUCAUUGAUAAUGACGUGUACGAGAUGGGAGGCUUCGUAGAUGAGCACCCAGGCGGUGCGAAGAUCCUCAAGAGAGUAGGUGGAAAGGAUGCGAGCAAGCAGUUUUGGAAGUACCACAACGAAAGCGUGUUGAAGAAGUACAGCCCGAAGUUGAAGAUUGGAACUUUGAAGGAGGGAGCCAAGCUAUAA